GAGAUCUCAAAACAUUGAGACAUUCUUUAUUGUCAAGAAAAAAAAAGAUCAGCUGCUGGAGACAGUGGGGCUACAGCAUCCUCUUCAGGACAGCAUUCAGCAGAGAUUCUCAUCAGUGAGGGUGACAGCCAUUCAGAUGAGGAUCCACAAGCGUCUAUAUGUGAAAGUGGCAGCGACACAGACGAGGCUCCACAUUCUCCGCUCCCCACAUCGUCCCAGUCAUCAGAUAUAUCACGGUGCCCAGCCGAUGGACCAACACGGCCAUACCUGAGGAUGUAUCCCAGGACAGUGCAGGCAGGGAGGAAGAGAUCCUUUAACAGCUCAUGGUACCAACAUUUCCCAUGGUUGGAAUAUUCAACAAGUCAGGACUCUGCCUAUUGUUUUGCAUGUAGACACUUUAGCUUGCCCAAUAUUCCCGAAACACCUUUUGCUGCCAAAGGAGGCUACUCGAAUUGGAAAAAAGCCAUGUAUAAAGAUGGGGGGUUUAAAAUGCAUGAGCAGUCAGAAGGGCAUGUUAAUGCCAUGUUUGCAUGGAGUGAAUUCAAGAAUAAUAUAAUUAAAGACUCCUCUAUACGAGAGGCUUUGGACAAAGCCUACAAAAAAAAAAAUUGAAGAAAACAGGAUGUACAUAAAGACAGUAGCAGAAGUGCUUCGGUUUACAGCCAUGCAGAAUGUUGCUCAAAGGGGACAUGUUGAAAGUGAUAGUUCACAAAACAAAGGAAACUUUGUAGAAAUGAUGGAAUUGAUUUCGAAACACAGUGCUCUGGUUGAAAAGAAAAUGAAUGGUGCAAGAAAUGCCAAGUAUAUCAGUAACACCAUUCAAAAUGAAGUUUUGGAAUGUCUGUCAGAUAUGGUCCGUGAACAAAUAAUUAAGGAAGUUAAGGAAAGCAAUUAUUUUUCUGUUAUUGCAGAUGAAACAAAAGAUCUUAAAAAAAAGGAGCAGCUGUCAUUAGUACUAAGGUACUAUUACAAUGGUGCAGUUCACGAGAGCUUUUUAGAUUUCCAAAGAGCCAGUGAAUUAGAUGCAGCAGGACUCAGUCAUAAGAUAGUACAGUGUCUGGAGAAGUAUGGCCUUGACUAUAAGCCACAUCUUGUAGGUCAAGGUUAUGAUGGUGCAGCAGUGAUGUCAGGAAAGUGCAGUGGGGUUGCAGCCAGGAUCAAAGCAGAGGCAAAAUAUGCUUUUACAUUCAUUGCAAUGCACACUGUCUCAACAUUGUAAUUGUUGACUCAGUGAAGGCUGUGCCUGAAGUUGACUGUUUUUUUUCUUUGCUGCAAAAAUUGUAUGUGUAUAUGUCAGGCUCAUACGUUCAUGAAAGGUGGCUGUCAGUUCAGAAGGACAUGUAUAAAGAGGCACCCAGAGAACUACAGAGAUUGAGUGAUACACGAUGGGCAUGCAGGUAUUCUGCCUGCAAAAACCUUUUGGACAGACUGCCAGCCGCCUUGCGUGUACUUCAUGAGAUGGCUGAAGAGAGCAGUGGUGAAAGAUCUGUGGAAGCAAGAGGUCUGCUUACCCAGAUAGACUUGACAUUUAAUGGAACACUGGUAGUGAUGAAAAAGAUUCUUGGUGAUGCUAAGUGUCUCUCCGAUAUGCUGCAAGCGCCAUCCCUUGAUCUCGCUAGGGCUGUGGACCUAAUAAAUGCGCUGCAGGACACCCUACAGGGCUGCAGAGCUGGAUCUUGUUUUGAUGAGCUAUGGCAUCAGACCAUCGACACAGCAAAGCAUUGUAAUAUAGCAGUUGAAGCUGUUGAAAAAAGAUCGAAACGUGGGAGCUCCAGGCUUAGUGAGUAUCUUGUAAUGUCUACUGUAGGUCAUCGUAGGCCCAAGGAUGGGGACAAAGAGAAGUUCAGGACGGCUGUAUUUUACCCAGUCUUUGACAAUAUGAACGCAGAACUUACAAGGCGAUUCAGUGAAAACAACUGUGAUAUAAUGAAGGGUAUACAAGCUCUUAACCCUAAGGGGAAAAGCUUUCUAGAGGAAGCAACAGUUUUACGUUUUGGCUGUCUGUAUGACUGUGAUGUUGAUGACCUAAAACAUGAGCUGUAUCAGGCAAAGAAGGUUGUUCAAAGAAAAGCACAGUGUGGGACUGAAAUGACCAAUAUUUUGGAUUUUACAACUUUCAUUGAACCAUACAAAGAGGUGUUUCAUCAACUUUUUUGCUUGUGCCGAAUAGCUCUGGCCUUGCCAGUGAGCAGUGCUAGUUGUGAGCGCAGCUUCUCAGCACUAAAGCUUAUUAAAAAUCAUUUGCGAACAACAAUGACUGAUGACAGGCUUAGUAACCUUGGAGUGCUCAGCAUUGAGAGGGGAAGGGCAAGGUUGCUGAACCUAGAUGACUUUGUUGAACGCUUUGCUCACAGUCAUGGAAACAGGCGUAUACAUCUAAAAUAAAUCCACAUUAGUGUGAAAUGAUUCCCCUCCUUUAUUUAUUAUUAUUACUUUUUUGCUCUGGGGCAAUAGCACUUUAUUAUUAUUAUUAUUUUUUUUUUGUAAAAUUGUGCUAAAAUGUGUCAAACAAAAAGAAGGAAGUUGUGCAGACUGUGAAAUUUAAUUUAUAUUCUAUUUUGUAGACUACAAAUUGCUUUAUUUAUUUGAGUUUUGAUACUUGAUUAAAAGUUCUUUAUUUAAGUAUCCUCUGUUUACAUUUUUUGCACUUUAUACUUGAAAGAAGCUUUUAGUAAGUUGGUCAUUACUUCUGUUUGUGCAAUUCAUUUGUUUCAAAAUAUGUACAAUAUCUGACUCUAUAUACUUUAUUUGUUGUUUGAUGUUGUGAUAUUUGACUUUCACUUUAUACAACAGUUGUGUACUGUUGUACUGGUUGUGACUGUACAGUACAUUGUGAGACUGUGAAAUUGUUUAAUUUAUAUUCUAUUUUGUUUACUACAGUUUGCUUUAUUUGACUUUUGUGAGUUUUGAUCCUUGAUUAAAAGCUUAAAAAAUAAAAGUUCUUCCUUAACUUUUCUUUUCCUCUUUUAGAAAAAGGUUUUGCACCAUCUACUGUAAGUACUGACAAUCAUUUGGGGUGAGAAGUAUGCAGUGUAACAAAAUCUGAUUAAUAUACAAAAUAUGGACGUAUGGGUUGGAUUGCAUGUAUGGGUUUCCCAGUACACUGUGAUGAAAUGGUGGGCCAAAAAUAUGGGCCCCUUGGCAUUAUUUUGCUAAGGGCCCCCAAAUGGCCUGGGCGGCCCUGAUGAAGUCAUUACUUGUAAUCUAGUUUACUGGUUAUUAUCGUCAUCACCUAAAAUCAGAAGCUGUCAUUGGAAACUUUAAACCAUUUUAUGUCAAUACAAUAGGGGUGUAAAAGUACAUGUAUAUUUACCAAACCGCUCGCAAUCGAAUGUUAGGUUCAAUACAGUGCUGUAUUGAACGCUGGCCUGCAGUCAGUUUACGUAGGCCAUGAUUGCAUGCUGCCACUACAUUUGCAGUAAUAUUCAAGAGGGUAUUCAUUCAUGAUUGGGGUGAUUAGGUAAGGAUUUUAAUCAUUCAUGAGGAAGCAAAUCCUUGAUUUGUGCUACUGUG
This is a messenger RNA of Corythoichthys intestinalis (scribbled pipefish), 3513 nucleotides long. RefSeq lists its product as uncharacterized. Gene Ontology annotation, molecular function: protein dimerization activity. Lineage: Eukaryota; Metazoa; Chordata; Actinopteri; Syngnathiformes; Syngnathidae. The record is from RefSeq and is a predicted model, not a curated record. The transcript has 3 exons. The coding region runs from base 1291 to 2385 and encodes 364 amino acids.